Molecule: messenger RNA, 974 nt
Organism: Lecanosticta acicola
Lineage: Eukaryota; Fungi; Ascomycota; Dothideomycetes; Mycosphaerellales; Mycosphaerellaceae
Source: the annotation of a GenBank genome assembly
AUGGCGACCAAGGCGCACUGCGCCUACUGCUUCGAAACCCUCGCCGCCAGCUUCGAGCGUCGCCAAUCCCUCAGUCUAGCGCAGGUCGAAGACCUCUGGGAGCAGUAUCAUACGAGCAAGGGCGAACCCAACGACACCGUCGCAGGAGUCGACGACGAAGAUGAGGAUGAGGAUGACGAUGACGAUGAAGAGAUGACAGAUGGGGAGUCCACAGCACGUCCAGCGGCUAUAUCGCGUUUAUUGAACAGGGACUCCGCGACUUCGAGUAGCAGCAGUCUGCCCUCUGCAUCUUCAAUCGGCAGCAGCAGUAAGAGCUCGGGCGGUGCAACGCCAGCUAGCUCUGUCAGUUCUCUUGCGAGAAGGCGGGAUGAGGAGCAUCCUCUAUUCGUGACCUGGAAUACGAUCUCGAGGAGUGGGCACAAGAGCCUACGAGGCUGUAUUGGGACUUUCGAGGCACAAGAGUUGGAGGAGGGCCUAAGAAGUUAUGCGCUGACAAGGUCUCUUCCAUGCCUGUUCCUGUCAAGAAGCCUCGCGAUAAGUACUGACACCUGAUCUUGCGCAGCGCAUUCGAAGACGUCCGCUUCCAGCCCAUCCCUUCCUCCCUUCUACCCUCACUUUCUAACCACGUAACCCUCCUCACAAACUUCUCGACUCCCACGAAAGACCCCAUGGACUGGACGCUCGGCAAGCACGGUCUCCGAAUCUCCUUCACGAACCACGGCCGUCGCUACGGCGCAACAUACCUGCCCGAUGUCGCGCCCGAGCAAGGCUGGACGAAAGAGGAGACGCUCAUCUCUCUGAUGCGCAAAGCUGGGUGGAACGGUAGCAGUUCAUCAUGGCAGAAGACGUGGCGCGACGGGAAGGGAGAGCUUGUUACGUAUGAGGGGAAGCAGGUUGGUCUGCGGUACGAAGAGUGGAAGGAAUGGAGAGAUUGGGUCGAUCAAGUGGGAGUGAAGGCGAAGGCUUUGAAUUAG